Molecule: messenger RNA, 1685 nt
Organism: Marchantia polymorpha subsp. ruderalis
Lineage: Eukaryota; Viridiplantae; Streptophyta; Marchantiopsida; Marchantiales; Marchantiaceae
Source: the annotation of a GenBank genome assembly
CGUUCCGUACGAAGGCGAGGUCAAGAGGAAAGUAGACAGGUGGACAGGAGCUGGGGCAGCAUCUUUCACACUCGUCCUCGAGCGAGCACCUCGUCCAGAGUUCAUCUGUGUUUUGGUGUGUAUGUUUGUGUGUGAGUGAACUGGUGGAUGCGCGUGUAGAGUUAGAGAAAGGGCGGGGUGCCGGGACGAGGACGGGAUAGCGCAGGAAGUAUAUUUGGGUUACACGAGGGAUCGCGAGCGGACGAGGGAACUCUAGAUGUGGUUUUGUUGUAACUGAGUUUAAACAGGACAGGACUAUCUAUGGACAGGACUUUUGUGGAGGAGGAGGAGGAGGAGCUUUCGGACGCCGAGAAUGAGCGGGUGAACGUCCGGUGGGCGGAGAUGUUGCCCGAGACUCUCGUCGAAGUGAUGAGGAGGUUGCCUUCGAGGGAACUUCUGCAGACUGUGCCUCAAGUUUGUAAAGCUUGGAGAAAGGCUUUGCUGGAUCCUGCCUGCUGGCAGGUUGUCGAUCUCAACGACUGGUGCAUUUCGGCCGGGGGAGGUGAAAUUGUCGAGCGCAUGGUGAAAUUGGUUGUGUCUCGGAGCUGUGGUGGGAUUCGGGAGCUGCGUGUGACGAAUUUGGACAGCGAUGCCAGUUUGCACUAUCUCGCGCAGAGUCGUCUGAAUUCGUUGAGGACGCUCUGCAUUCCUUCCUCGAAGAUAACUGAGGAUGGCCUUUGUGAACUCAUUUUGACCUUGCCUUCACUUGUGCAUCUAGACAUUAGCGAGUGUAGCGCAAUAAAAUGUAAAGCGUUGGAAGUUAUUGGUCAGACCUGCAAGUCACUCAUCAGACUGGACAUGUGGACUUUGCAUCUGUUACGUAUAUCACUCGGAACCGAAGAUGACUCGGAAGCCCUGGCCAUUGCACAUAACAUGCCCAAGCUUAAACACCUGGAGAUUGUAUCAGGUUUGUUGACUGACGCAGGGCUGAUCGCCAUCCUGGAUAAGUGUCCUGAUUUGGAGUACCUGGAUGUUAGACUUUGCCGUUACGUGAGGUAUGAGUUUAGCAUGUCUUCAAAAUGCCAGAAAGUGCGCCAGGUCAUCGGAUGGAGCGCUGAAGGAUCUGACUCUAAUUACGAUGAAGACGAUGACGACGAUGCGGAAGAGUGGGACAACGAUUUUAUGGAAGAUGGAUUUGACUGGUAUUUAUAGCUGUGGAGCUCGGGAAGUUCCACUACGAAGAGAACUAAUCAGUCUCGGUAUGCGCAACGAUUUUGGAGACAGUAGUGCUCGAUUUAGAUGCAGGUCUCACUGAAGGGAUAUGACAUGUUAGUUCUGUAAUGUCGAGAUUUUCUUUCUCUCCUCAUUUUAUUUGUUUCCCCCAGGAUCUCACAGGAUGUGGUAGACGCAUGUCUCCGUCCUCAGGCAGUGAAAGAGUCCAUCAGUCAUUAGGAUAAUAGCAGAAAACUGAACGGUCCUUCAUGACACCUACGUAGCAGAAAGCUAGCAUUUCUGUGUACAUGUCGGAUUGAGUCUCGCCCCGCAGACCAAUUGUUCGUACUUCAUGACCCUUUUACCAGGAAAAGUGGUCGUAUAUAUGUCUAGUGAGAAAUCUCUCAUUUUGAUAAUUUUGUAAGCCUGGGAAUAUUGUUUCUUAAGCUUUCCUCCAUACUAAUGUUAUCACUAAGUUGUGUUCUUGAAAAUGU